GAGUUUUGGAGAGAGAAACGCUCCUGAGAUCGGAGAGAAGUAGAAAGUUAUAGAGAGAGAAACCUCUGGUGAAUGCUCACCCAACAGGCUCCAGCCUACGGCGAGUCUUCCUCUCGCAGGUAGCGAAAUGCAGUGACUACUUGUUAGUAUGAAUGACCCAAAAAUGCGCGAAACUGCACUGCUACUCUGUGACGAUCCCAACGACGUCGUUUCCAACAGCAAGAAGAAGAAAUCAGACGACCCAGCUCAUCAGCUGGUGCUCGGAGUCGGGCGUAGCCGAUCCCAAGGCGGAACAAGGAGAGUGACACCAACGACGCUAACCAACUCGCCUGCCCUGACCGCCGCCGGCGCGUGCGGGUCGAGCGUGAGCGUGGAGAAGCCGCUUCCGAACGGGGAUCUCUACAUCGGUAGCUUCGCGGGGAGCGCGCCGCACGGAUCGGGGAAGUACCUGUGGACGGACGGGUGCAUGUACGAGGGUGAGUGGCGGAGAGGGAAGGCCUCGGGAAAGGGAAGGUUCUCUUGGCCUUCUGGGGCGACUUACGAGGGGGAUUUCAAGUCGGGUCGGAUGGAGGGCUGCGGGACCUUCAUCGGAUCCGACGGGGACACUUACCGCGGGGCGUGGAGCUACGAUCGGAAGCACGGGUACGGCCAGAAGCGCUACGCCAACGGGGACUACUACGAGGGGCACUGGAAGCGUAACCUGCAAGACGGGGAGGGCCGGUACGUGUGGAAGAACGGGAACGAGUACGUGGGGGAGUGGAAGAACGGCGUGAUUUCCGGUCGGGGCGUGCUGAUUUGGGCCAACGGGAACCGAUACGACGGGGAAUGGGAAAACGGCGUUCCGAAAGGGAACGGGGUUUUCACGUGGCCGGACGGGAGCUGCUACGUGGGUUGCUGGAACAAGGACCUCAAGAUUCAGCUUGUGAAUGGGACGUUCUAUGCUGGAAAUGGGCAGGGCAAAGAGCAAUGCUUGAAGAACAACAAUGGGGCUUUGCUGGGGGGUGAGAAUUUGACAAUAACGAUGCGGAAGAGGUCGUCGGUGGACGGCGCGAGAGGGAGCUUGACGGACCGGAGUUUUCCUAGGAUUUGCAUAUGGGAAUCUGACGGAGAAGCCGGCGAUAUUACCUGCGAUAUAGUCGACAAUGUGGAGGCCUCCAUGUUUUAUCGGGACGGGACGGGGUUCGAUCGCGACGGGUUUCGGCAGUUUCGACGGAAUCCGUGCUGUUUCACCGGGGAGGCCAAGAAGCCCGGUCAGACGAUAUCCAAGGGCCAUAAGAAUUACGAUUUGAUGCUUAAUCUUCAAUUGGGGAUUAGGCACUCUGUUGGAAAACAUGCGUCUAUAUUGCGUCAGCUGAAGCCGAGUGAUUUUGAUCCCAAGGAGAAGUUCUGGACGAGGUUUCCAACCGAGGGAUCGAAGAUUACGCCGCCCCAUCAGUCAGUAGAGUUCCGCUGGAAAGAUUACUGCCCCAUGGUGUUUAGGCGUUUGAGGGUGCUAUUCCAAGUAGAUCCUGCCGAUUAUAUGCUGGCUAUUUGUGGGAAUGAUGCUCUUCGGGAGCUUUCUUCUCCGGGAAAGAGUGGAAGCUUCUUUUACCUCACUCAGGAUGAUAGGUUUAUGAUAAAAACAGUCAAGAAAUCAGAAGUCAAGGUGCUUAUUAGGAUGCUUCCAAGUUAUUAUCAACAUGUUUCUCGGUAUGAAAAUUCCCUGGUGACAAAGUUCUUUGGGGUGCAUUGUGUCAAACCGAUUGGUGGCCAGAAGACCCGGUUUAUCGUGAUGGGCAAUUUAUUCUGCUCAGAAUAUCGUAUCCAUAGGCGAUUUGACCUCAAAGGAUCCUCUCAUGGCCGCACGACAGAUAUGCCUGAGGGUGAGAUUGAUGAAACCACCACCCUCAAGGACCUUGAUCUUAAUUUUGUGUUUCGCCUCGAGCGGAAUUGGUACCAAGAGCUCAUCAAACAAAUUGAACGAGAUUGCGAGUUCUUGGAAGCAGAGAGAAUCAUGGACUACAGUCUUUUGGUUGGUCUUCACUUCCGUGAUGACAAUACAUGCGAAAAAAUGGGGUUAUCACCUUUCCUCUUGCGAACUGGAAAAAAGGAUUCAUAUCAAAAUGAAAAGUUUAUGCGUGGUUGUCGGUUCCUUGAAGCUGAGCUACAAAACAUGGAUCGAAUUUUAGCUGGCCGGAAGCCGCUGAUCAGGUUAGGAGCGAAUAUGCCUGCAAGAGCAGAGCGGAUGGCCAGAAGGAGUGACUUUGAUCAGUAUACCCCUGGCGGAAUAAGCCGUUUGACUCCUUCACGCAGCGCUGAGAUCUAUGAAGUAGUCCUAUAUUUUGGGAUCAUCGACAUUUUACAGGACUAUGAUAUCAGCAAGAAGUUAGAACAUGCCUACAAAUCCUUUCAAGCUGACCCUACUUCAAUUUCAGCUGUUGAUCCGAAGCUCUACUCAAAGAGGUUUCAGAAUUUCAUAGGAAGAACCUUCAUAGAAGACAGGUAGCACAGAGAGGGAAUAUUGGUAUAAAAAACCAGUACUGUUGGAUUGAGAACAAUCCCCAAGUGAAUCUGAUCUGAUCCCUUCUAGAGUAAAAAGACUGGUAAUCAUGCAGAGCUUCCUUCAGUUGUUGGAGCAAGUGCUACUCAAAAGGGUCAGAGGCCAGGCCACUGCAAUGGUGUGGCCAUGAUAUCGGUUACUUCUCGGUGGCGGGUUGUGGGAGGCGGUGCUCAUGGCUGAUUUUUUGAAGCUACAGCCAUGGUAUUAUAACUUUUUGGAAGGGGCAACUACUUGUACAUGCAAGGGGGAGGGAAAUGUUGGGUUUUGAUUUGCUUUUUCUUUUCUUAGUUAGAUUUUUGUUGUACCCAAGGAAUGUGAAGAUUUGAAAGAUAGGUAUAGGGAACUGAGAACAAUGUUGCCCAGAGAGAAGAUUCAAAAUGGGAGGGGGGAGACUUGGGAAUAAGUGAAGUGUACAGGCAUAUAGAAAGGAAUGGAUGGAUAGUCUAUGGAAUUCCAUUUUUCCAUGAUUAUUUUUUUUGUAAGAUAUAUUUUUUUCUUUUUUCUUUUCAGUAAAGAAAUUUGUUUUGAAUCA
Molecule: messenger RNA, 3071 nt
Organism: Corylus avellana
Lineage: Eukaryota; Viridiplantae; Streptophyta; Magnoliopsida; Fagales; Betulaceae
Gene: PIP5K2
Product: phosphatidylinositol-4-phosphate 5-kinase 2
Biological process (GO): phosphatidylinositol phosphate biosynthetic process
Cellular component (GO): plasma membrane
Molecular function (GO): 1-phosphatidylinositol-4-phosphate 5-kinase activity; ATP binding
Source: RefSeq, a predicted model, not a curated record